GGAAGGCUGGGGUGUGGAAAAUAAAAGGAAAAGUGCUUUAGCACCAUGUAGACCCCGCGGCCCCGCACCCCGGCACCCCCGAUCUGCGGCCAUGAACGCCAGCAGCGAGGGCGAGAGCUUCCCCGGCUCGGUGCAAAUUCCAGGGGGCACGACGGUGCUGGUGGAGCUAACCCCCGACAUCCACAUUUGUGGUAUCUGCAAGCAACAGUUCAACAACCUGGAUGCCUUUGUGGCACACAAGCAAAGUGGCUGCCAGCUGAGCAGUGCCACGGGUGCCACCGCCAGCACUGUCCACUUUGUGUCAGAGGAAACGGUGCCUGCCGCUCAGGCCCAGACCACCAGCAGAACCAUCACCUCGGAGACCCAGACCAUCACAGUUUCAGCUCCAGAAUUCGUCUUUGAACAUGGCUACCAGACGUAUCUGCCCACGGAGAGCAGUGAGAACCAGGAGGCAGCUGUCAUCUCACUCCCUGCCAAGUCACGUGCCAAAAAGGCCUCAGCCCCACCGGCACAGAAAAGACUCAACUGCUGCUAUCCAGGUUGCCAGUUUAAGACUGCCUAUGGCAUGAAGGACAUGGAGCGCCACCUGAAGAUUCACACGGGAGACAAGCCCCACAAGUGUGAAAUCUGCGGCAAGUGCUUCAGCCGGAAGGACAAGCUGAAGACACACACGCGCUGCCACACGGGCCUGAAGCCAUACAAGUGCAAGGAGUGCGCGUAUGCAGCCGCCGACAGCAGUAGCCUCAACAAGCAUCUGCGCAUCCACUCAGAUGAGCGGCCCUUCAAAUGCCAGCUCUGCCCCUAUGCCAGCCGCAACUCCAGCCAGCUCACCGUGCAUCUGCGCUCGCACACAGGGGACGCCCCCUUCCAAUGCUGGCUCUGUAGCGCCAAGUUCAAAAUCAGCUCGGAUUUGAAAAGGCACAUGCGCGUGCACUCGGGGGAGAAGCCUUUCAAGUGCGACUUCUGCAAUGUCCGCUGCACCAUGAAGGGGAACCUCAAGUCCCACAUCCGCAUCAAGCACAGCGGGAAUAACUUCAAAUGUCCGCACUGCGACUUCCUGGGUGACAGCAAGGCCACCCUGCGCAAACACAGCCGCACGCACCAGGCCGAGCAUCCCGAGAAAUGCUCCGAGUGCAGUUACUCCUGCUCCAGCAAAGCAGCGCUGCGCGUCCACGAGCGCAUCCAUGGCACGGAGCGCCCGUUCAAGUGCAAUUACUGCAGCUUCGACACCAAGCAGCCCAGCAACCUGAGCAAGCACGUGAAGAAGUUCCACGGAGACAUGGUCAAGGCUGACACCUUGGAUAGGAAGGACACGGGCCGCCAGAGUAGCCGGCAGCUGGCCAAGCUGGAUGCCAAGAAGACCUUCCACUGUGACAUCUGCGAGGCGUCCUUCAUGCGGGAGGACUCGCUCCGCAGUCACAAGAGGCAGCACAGCGAGUACCAAGAGGGUAAGAACUCCGAGGUCACCGUCUUGCAAUUCCAGAUCGACCCCAGCAAGCAGCCCCCUGCGCCCCUGGCUGUCGGUAACCUCCAAGUACCCCUGCAGCCCAGCCAACUGCCCUCUUUCAGCGAGGGGAGGGUCAAAAUCAUCGUGGGCCAUCAGGUGUCCCAGGCCAACACCAUCGUCCAGGCGGCGGCCACCGCAGUGAACAUUGUCCCCCCAGCCUUGGUGACCCCCAGCCCCGACGAGCUCCCCGGGAAUGGCCGGCUACAGAUCCUGCGCCAAGUGAACCUGAUCGCCCCACAGCCGGCCCCCGGGUGUCCAAGCGAGCCGGGCACCGUGGCACAGCCGGCCGUGCUGCUGACCACUCAUGAGCAGACGGACGGGGCCGCACUGCACCCCACACUCAUCCCCACCAACCCUGGAGGCCCCCAGGGAGACUCGAACAACCAGACUUUCAUCACCAGCUCGGGCAUUUCUUGCACGGACUUCGAAGGCCUUAAUGCUCUCAUUCAAGAGGGGGCAGCAGAAGUGACGGUGGUGAGCGAUGGGGGCCAUAACAUCACCGUGGCUACCACGGCCCCCCCAAUAUUUUCCUCCUCGUCCCAGCAAGAGUCACCCAAGCAGACUUACUCUAUCAUUCAGGGAGCGGCACACCCAACGCUGCUCUGCCCUGCGGAUUCCAUACCUGAUUAGAUCUGUGACAGAACAGAGGGUCCCCUCCCUCUCCUCUCCCCCCUAAAAAAAAGUCCUAAUUAGAAAGGGGUUUUGCUCUAGGUGUUUUUCAGGCUUGUUUGUUGGAAGCUGUCCCUCCCCAUCCCUAUAAUAAAUUGUAAUUUUAUACUAUUUAACCAUCCUUUUUUUUUUUAACACUGUCAUGAUGUUGAGACCACCUCGGAAGCCGCCCACCGUGUAUAAUGCAGUAAAAUCUUCAACGGCAUCAAGAUGAUGCUGAUGGUGGGUUGGAAUUACAGGCAUUAAGUAGUGAAGGCGUUUGUUUGUUUCCAGCUCGAUUUCCCAACUCUAAUAAAGGGUUUUUCCGACUCAUUAAA
Messenger RNA from Suncus etruscus (white-toothed pygmy shrew), 2493 nucleotides. RefSeq names its product zinc finger protein 64-like. Lineage: Eukaryota; Metazoa; Chordata; Mammalia; Eulipotyphla; Soricidae. Gene Ontology annotation, biological process: regulation of gene expression. Gene Ontology annotation, cellular component: nucleus. The record is from RefSeq and is a predicted model, not a curated record. The transcript has 6 exons. The coding region runs from base 92 to 2137 and encodes 681 amino acids.